Molecule: messenger RNA, 1410 nt
Organism: Colletotrichum siamense
Lineage: Eukaryota; Fungi; Ascomycota; Sordariomycetes; Glomerellales; Glomerellaceae
Gene: mtr-10
Product: N amino acid transport system protein
Exons: 3
Coding region: 1-1410 (469 amino acids)
Biological process (GO): amino acid transmembrane transport
Cellular component (GO): vacuolar membrane
Molecular function (GO): amino acid transmembrane transporter activity
Source: RefSeq, a predicted model, not a curated record
AUGUCGCAAACAACCUCUGAGAAGUCCGAUGCAAUCACGCCGGCACCGGUCCGUAGCAGCGGCAGCAUUGACGCCGGCAAGCUCGAAAACCCUGAAGAUGCUUAUGAGGUCUUCAAGAGAGGCGACGGAGCGGUUGACUUUCGCACGGUUGGUUGGGUCCAUGCCUCGGUCAUUUUCUUGAAGGUCAUUUUCGCCACUGGUGUGCUCACAAUCCCGUCUGCUAUGUACGUCUUGGGGGCGCUUCCUGGUGCCAUCAAUGUCUUGGGCUGGCAGUUCUUGAACACGUACUGCGCGAUCAUCCAAGGAAACUUCCGUAAUGCACACGCCGGAUGUCACUCCAUCGCUGAUAUGGCCAACGUCGUUGGUGGCACUUGGUUGAAAGAGGUUGUUGGCGUCUUGUUCCUCGUCACCUAUGCCAUCGUUGGCGCUUCAGGAAUAUUUGGCACAUCGGUUGCUUUCAACGCUCUUUCUAACCACGCGAUCUGUACCAACUCCUACAUGUUGGUUGCAACGGCUUGCGUCUUCAUCCUUGCGAGUGCCCGCAAGUUCGAGAAAAUCGCCUGGCUGACAUGGGCUGGCUUCAUCUCGGUUUAUGUCGCCGUCUUCAUUGUUGUUGUCGGAGUUACCCAGGUGGACCGACCUGCCGCCGCCCCUAAGACUGGCGACUUCGAUCUUGGAUACCACGUGAUCGGCAACCCGAACUUUGUCACUGGCAUCACCUCCGUCGCUACCAUCUUCUGCUCGGGCGCCGGUACCUCGGCUUUUCUUCCCGUUAUCUCGGAGAUGAAGAAGCCCAGGGACUACAACAAGGCUGUCUACCUUUGCAUGGGAAUUGUUACCGCGUCGUACUUGACCUUCUCACUGGUUGUUUACCGAUACUGCGGUCAAUGGGUGGCCUCUCCAUCUCUCGGAAGCGCAGGAGAUGUGAUCAAGAAGGUCUCCUACGGCAUUGGCUUAACAGGUCUCAUGGUCAGUGCCUGUCUUUACAUCCACGUUGCGGCGAAGUACCUCUUUGUUCGCCUUCUCCGCAACUCAGUCCACUUGCAGAAAAACUCCAUCGUGCAUUGGUCUGUCUGGCUUGCCUGCACUCUCGGCAUGUCUGUUAUUUCGUACCUGAUUGCCUCUGGCAUCCCCAUCUUCAAUUACCUUCUGGCCUUGGCGGGAAGCUUGACGUUUGCGCCAUUGGCGCUGGGACUUCCGGGAUAUCUCUGGGUCUACGACCACCAGCACUACCGCCAAGGUAGCUGGUGGAAGGUCUUGGUCUACUGGCUUAACUGGCUGAUGAUUCUUCUGGCUGUAUUCCUCACUAUUGGUGGUACAUAUGGUGUUGUUCAAAACAUCAUUGAUGCCUACGCAAACGGUUUGAUCGGAGGUGCGUUCGCUUGCGCAGACAACAGCGGAUCUUCAUAA